Messenger RNA from Cydia pomonella (codling moth), 997 nucleotides. RefSeq names its product myelin transcription factor 1-like protein. Bases 26 to 997 code for a protein of 323 amino acids. The record is from RefSeq and is a predicted model, not a curated record. The transcript is spliced from 2 exons. NCBI's taxonomy places the organism in Eukaryota, Metazoa, Arthropoda, Insecta, Lepidoptera, Tortricidae.
ACGAAAAUUGCGGAAGAUACGGAAGAUGGAAAAGAAAAUACAGAAAUACAAAGAAGCCUUGACUGCCACUGAUCCAGAAACGCUAUCAAUUUUGGAACAAGAUAGUGUGGAUGAAAAUUUCAAUAAGUCAGAAGAAGUUAAUGCUCAUAGUGACAAACCAGAAGACACCCAAGAACACAGUCAAGAACAUGAAGAAGAGGAAGUUGACAUUGAGACAGAGGAAGACCUACCUCAAGACAUACUAGCUGCCCUCGGAGAAGGAGGACAAGAUGACAAUGCCAACUAUGGAGCUGAAAUAAAACCAGAGAUUGUUAAGAUAAUCAAUACUAUACUAACAGACGGAAUGAAUAAAGAAAUGCAUGAAUCCUUAUCAAAAACUAAGAUCCCAAGAAACAUCAAACUGUUAGUUCCCCCAAGACUAAAUACAGAAUUUGCAGGUUUACUCAACAACUCCAUGACUAAUAGAGACAACUUACUGAAGGAUAGGCAGCAAGACCUGGGCAGAGCAAUUGCUUUAAUUACUGAAACAAUUAAUGAUCUAACCAAGAAAGAUUUUGACAAAUUGCAGGCAAUAAAGUCCCUGAGUGACAGCAUAAGAUUACUCAGUAACCUGCAUUACAAUUACACUCAAAUUCGCAGAAAAAUGAUUGCACCAUUUAUGGAUAAGUCAUUGACACAAAACCUAAGUGAAAACAAGAGGUCUGAGUUUUUAUAUUCUAAACUAGAGGAAUCAGUAAAAACAUCUUCUUCAUUGCAGAACUUCACGCACAAUCAACAUUCUAAAACCCAAAAACACACCAAAAAACUAUCAGAAUCCCAGGCGGCAAACCGCCCCAAACCAGUACACGCCCAGAACAAACAACAUAAAUUACAAACCAAGACCAUACCAAAGCAAUCAGGCUUCAAACUACAAGCCUCAGCGCAACAACAACAAGUGAGGUCAACCCGCCGACCAACAACAUCCCAUCAUCGAGGAGGUCGUGCGAGGUACCCAUAA